CUCUUUAGUGUUGGGUUUAUUCUUGAGUUACAUGGCUGUGUGUGUCCUCGUUCUGUGUUAUAGCCAAGUAUCCCAUUAUACAACAACAGAUAUCCACAAAGUUUCCGUUGGAGCCCCGUCGCAUGGGAGUCAAGCUCCUCUGGGAAGCAUAAGGAAUUAAAGGAAUUGCCUGGACUUCGCCGAAUGCAAUUGGGGAUACUUCUCAGUGCACAACAGCCCAGUCCCCAUCCUGUAUCAACAGAAUCAUGAGGAGGCUGGUCAGGCCGGUUUACACUUUACUGUUUAGGUCACAUGACGGUCAAGGUUCUUCUGACAAGGCCUCAGAGUGUGUCAAGGAUACUUCUCAGUGCACAACAGCCCAGUCCCCAUCCUGUAUCAACAGAAUCAUGAGGAGGCUGGUCAGGCCGGUUUACACUUUACUGUUUAGGUCACAUGACGGUCAAGGUUCUUCUGACAAGGCCUCAGAGUGUGUCAAGAAUUCAACCUGACUUGCGAGGCAGUGAGGCGGCAUGAUGUGGAGAGACGUGGGAGUAACACUGAUACUGUCACUAAUCCUGCCUGUGGUUGCUCAGGGAGCACGCCACACCCCCCCAGGAAAGCCCAAGCUGACCAGCUGUAGGUCCCCAGAUAAGGAGACCUUCACCUGCUGGUGGGAGGCAGGCUCUGAUGGGGGGCGACCCACCACCUACUCCCUCUUCUACCACAAAGAGAACUCUGAAACAGUCUAUGAGUGUCCAGACUACCAUACAGCGGGGGCCAACUCCUGUUUCUUCAACAAGAAUGAAACGUCCAUCUGGGUCAACUACAACAUCACUGUAGUGGCCACCAACGCCCUCGGCAACAACUUCUCUGACCCUGUGGAUGUAGACGUGGUCUAUAUAGUCCAGCCACACACACCAGAGAACGUGACGGUAGGGGUGUUGGAGGACGAAGAUGGUCCCUUCCUCAGGGUGUCAUGGGAACCGCCCCGUAAGGCCGACACACGUUCCGGUUGGAUCACCCUCAUCUAUGAGCUCAGGGUAAAACUGGAGGAGGCGGAGGAGUGGGAGGAGCACCGCGCAGGCCAGCAGAAAAUGUUCAACAUCUUCAGCCUGCACUCUGGUGGUGUCUACAUGGUGCAGGUCCGUUGUAAGCCAGACCACGGCUUCUGGAGCGAGUGGAGCACCGCCAGCUAUGUCAAAGUUCCAGACUACAUACCCCGGGAACGAUCCAUGUGGAUCCUGAUAGCCGUCUUCUCUGCCUUCAUCUUCUUGAUUCUCACAUGGAUUAUCACCUUGAACAGAAGCAGUGUGAAGCACUGUCUACUACCUCCCGUUCCUGGACCUAAAAUAAAAGGAUUUGAUCAACAGCUUCUCAAGAAGGGCAAGCCAGAAGAGGUAUUCAACUCCUUGGUAGUCCAAAGUUUCCCCCCGAGGUCUACUGACUACGAGGAUCUGCUGGUGGAAUACCUGGAAGUGUACGUCAACGAGAAACAGGAACUGAUGCCGGAAGGAAAAGACCUCCAAGAGGUUGGCUGCCUCAAGUCCAAGAGCCAAUCGGACAACGACUCGGGCCGGGGCAGCUGUGACAGCCACACCUUGCUGAUGGAGAAGUGUGGAGGUGUGGAGUCCAAGGACGAGUCGAGCUACGAGGAACCCGAGCUACUGCAAGGCCAGGCGGGGUCUUGGGAGAGGCUGGAGAGGGGAGACAGCCAGGUGGUGGACACCCCAGAUUCAUCAGAUGGGAGGGUUAAGACCUGGCCAUUAGUCUUCUCCCCGUCAAUCCAUGGAUCCUCCGACAACCACCACUAUGGUACACUUGAGAUGCCCAAGCAGCACAGCACAAGUGAGAUAACAUACAGCAUCCCAGAUCAUCUCUUCGCCACAUCCACCUCCUUUCCCCACCACCACCACCCAGAGUACAGAGACAGCCUGGGAGAGUACAGCGAUUACCGUCGCAGCAGAUCCCCAUCCACUGGAGUUGCAUACCGCUGGGAGGCCCAGCACCACCCCCAGGCCCACAGCAACUUCAACAUCCGCAAUCUGGAGCACCAGAAAGAAGCCACGGGGCUUGGGCUGCCCCCCUCCCGGUCCAUGGAGUACGUGGAGGUCCAGAAAGUGAACCAGGAGAACCAGCUGGUCCUGAAGCCCCUCUCCAGCCACGGCCGGGGCCUCUUCCAGGUGCAGUUCGGCAGGGCCGGGGUGGACUACAGUAAAGUAAACGGGGUGAACAAUGACAACGUGCUCUUGCUGCAGAGGCAGAGGGAGAUGGCUGAGGCUGGGCAGUACUGUGACUACCGGGCUAAGGAGGGGGCUUCGGCUGAGAGAUAUCCCACACAGCAGCAGGGCAAGACGGCCAAAGACGGACCUGUAGCUACCCAGCUCCAGGAGAGCACGUGCCUGACCACCAGUGGCUAUGUGGACACUGCCCCCACGAUGUCCACCUUCUAGACGAAUCUACCCUGCAUGAGGGUCUGAAAGACAGUCUGUGUGCUAAACUCCCUGCUCCUGCUGUAGUCAUGAGCUGGGUUGUGACAUCACACAGUUAAACAGUUUGCUAUUGUGUUUGCUUCUGUCAGUCUCCAGCUCAGCACAGGAGUUUUGUACAUUGAGGAUGCCUGGAUGGAUAGUUCUGUGGAGAAUACAAAAUGGUUCCCUCGAAGGCUAAGCUAACCUCCCAAAAACGUACAAACACUUUGAGAUAGUGAGGAGAGUUUCUGUCAGAGGCGGAACCAAAACCCUUUAGCUCACAAAUUGUUAAAGAACCAACUAUAUAUGCGUACUCCAUGCAAUAACCGAUGGAAAACAGUUUUAUGCUUCAGAAUCCACAGACUGAACAGCUAUAUAUUUAUUUUUUUAAUAUACAUGAUUAUUCAUGAUAAUGAAUGUAUUUGAUCAUAAUGGUGUAAAUUCAAUUGUAUGCUAAUGAUUUCUUAUUUCAGCUCUGCUGUUUCUCUAUGUAAUGCAAAUUGAAACUCUACUGAUUUCCAAAAGGUAUGACUGCAGACGAUUUCCUCAACCGACUUGCAAAGUAAACCUUUCUGUGGACAGAUAUUAUGCGGGUGUAAUGUGAAAUGAUUCUGGUAGAACCACAACUGGGGAAACCUCUAAAUGAAUCUCAAUGUAUUACUCUGACUUUUAUAAAUGUGUCUAGUCUCAGAGAGAUACUGUACCAGCGGAUGAUUCAGUGUUUUGGUUUAGAAAACGUUUUUCUAUUAUCUGUAAGUACAAUUUUGUAUUAAAGAAAAUAAAAAAGUACAAAGGGAAAAGCACAACAAAAAGAAAUACAGGGAUAUUUUUCCAUACCGAGUUUAUUUUGGUGUAGGUACAUACAGAUUCAUUACUAUAUUGAUUAUUUGUUCAAUCAAGUAUAUUGAUGAUUUGUUCUGUGAAUUAAAAUGCUGCUCAUUAAAGAUGUAAUAUAGACAAAUCAGGUAUUAUGUAUUACUUCUUCUAGAUUAUUCCCGUGAAUUGACUUCUAAAUUAGCCUCGGAAGUAAUUAUUAUACAAUAGAACCAUAACUGCAAUGACUUUAUGAAAAGACAGACACACAUCAGUCUUCAAUGCACCAUCUGGCAUGUUCUAUAGAGGAGCAUGAAGGAAAAAUUAAACACAUAUCCUGUCUCACAUCUCUAGGUGCUUUUCAGUGUUGACAGUAUUAAAACACAACUCCGGUACCAAAACACUACUACAAACAAGCUACAAUGUGAAAUCGCAUUUGAUUUCCAUUGAUAAUUUGUGUGUGAUUUUGUUGUCAGCACAUUCAACUAUGUAAAGAAAAAGGUUUUGAAUAAGAAUAUUUCAUUCAUUCAGAUCUAGGAUGUGUUAUUUUAGUGUUCCCUUUAUUUUUUUGAGCAGUGUAUAUUUUAACACACUUUCUGCACAUUGUUGAUCCGUGUAUGUUUUGUUCAAUGAAAAUCCAAACUUAAGCAAUUAAGGCGGAUAAUCAUUUCGACUGCAUGAAUACAUUUUUCUUAUGUUGUCCACAAGAUAAAAUUAAUGAACAGAGAGGUGGGGCUUGCAAGAGGAUACG
Oncorhynchus masou masou (cherry salmon) is the source of this 4011-nucleotide messenger RNA. RefSeq names its product prolactin receptor a (gene prlra). NCBI's taxonomy places the organism in Eukaryota, Metazoa, Chordata, Actinopteri, Salmoniformes, Salmonidae. The coding region runs from base 510 to 2429 and encodes 639 amino acids. Gene Ontology annotation, biological process: cytokine-mediated signaling pathway. Gene Ontology annotation, cellular component: signaling receptor complex; membrane; external side of plasma membrane. The transcript is spliced from 11 exons. The record is from RefSeq and is a predicted model, not a curated record. Gene Ontology annotation, molecular function: cytokine receptor activity; cytokine binding.